GCAGAGGGUGCGGUGUAGGGGAUGUUCCUGACGCUGUGAGCGGUGUGGAGGCAGCGGCGCGGUGACUGGAGACGGCGGCGGGAGGGAGGGAGGGAGAGGGAGCGGCGGCGGCGGCGCUGUUGUAACUAUGGUCGGUGCGGCCAUUGCCCCGUUGCCGGGGCCGAGAGCUCAGUAGCUGCGGAGCCCGGACGGAGGGCCUCAGGCUUCCAGCGCUCUCGAGUAGCCGUCCCUUACUCAGGACGGGAGCUGAAGGCCGGGGAGGCUCUGGGAAGAGAAGGAGCGGCGCUGAGCUGCUGUCUGGGAGCCCGGGGCCGGGGCCGGGGCCUGGGCCUGUGCUGCAGGUGAAGCCGCCGGUGCGGAGCUUCAUACUGUUUGGAAAUGCUGGCAAGCAAUAGGAGAUCAGAAAUACCCUGCCUCAUCUCAGUUCGCAUAACCACAGAACAAAGAUUUCUUUUGCUUUUGAGAAGAUGUCGGGCAUUAAACGGAAAAUUGAAGACAAGGAUCCUGACUAUAAAGAUAUCAUGAUGGGUCGUCAGAACAAACAACACAAAGUGAUUGAACACUCUGCACGUGAAGCCACUGUACAGAAGAUUGAAGUUAUCAUUAAGGAGCAGUUUGCUGUGGAGAUGAAAAACAAAGAGCAUGAAAUUGAGAUUAUAGACCAGCGCCUGAAUGAGGCCAGAAGAAUGAUGGAUAAAUUGCGGGCGUGCAUUGUAGCCAACUACUAUGUAUCAGCUGGGCAGCCCAAGGUGAAUGAGGGUCCAAAGUCAUACGAUCCUACUGUCUUCAACCACCCUGUCAUCAAGAAGUUUCUGGAAUCGCCUUCAAGAUCAUCCUCGCCGGGCAAUCAACGCUCAGAAACACCAUCCGCUAACCAGUCAGAAACCGAUUCAGUCACCCAUCAAACGGACUCCUUUUUGGAUAAAGAAAGUGACCAGGAACAUCAAACCACAGGGAAUGAGGACAGCCAGUCUAACAAAUCAGAGAAGCGACCAGGGAGGAACACUGGCCAGGAAACCUUUGGAGUGCCAACUCCACAGGAAAUAGAGCAGCGGUGCACCUACCUCACAAUCAACGAAGACCCAUCGAGACUUUACAUCAAGAAGACGAUCGUGGUUGGCAAUGUUUCAAAGUACAUUCCCCCGGAUAAGAGAGAGGAAAAUGACCAGUCCACCCACAAGUGGAUGGUUUAUGUGCGAGGCUCUCGGAAGGAGCCUACUAUUGAUCACUUUGUAAAGAAAGUUUGGUUCUUCCUGCACCCAAGUUACAAACCAAAUGAUCUGGUAGAAGUCAGUGAACCACCGUUUCAUUUAACCAGACGAGGCUGGGGUGAAUUCCCUGUUCGAAUUCAAAUCCACUUUAAGGACUUGCGGAACAAGAGAAUUGACAUUAUUCACCAGUUGAAGCUGGAUAGAACAUAUACUGGUUUGCAGACACUUGGGGCAGAAACGGUGGUGGACGUUGAACUACAUCGUGACUCCCUGGGAGAGGACUAUGUUCCUACAGCAUUGCCUUCUUCUGCUUCCACUGCACUGCUCCUUUCGUCAUCUUCCUCCUCUUCUUCCUCUUCAUGCAGCAGGACCCCGCAGUGUGUCACACCGACUCAGCCUGUGCUAUCUGCCACUCUUCCAAUGUCAUCAGCAGGAGUGUCAGUGUCCUCAGCAGCAUUCAGCUUUUCUGGGAAGCUGCCUCACGAUGCCUUGGGCUUAUUUUCAGAAAAAGUUAAAAUGGAAGUUUUGGUCAAAAGCGAGGCCGUGGGUUACCCGAGCCAUGUGGUGCCCUCAUUGCUGGAACGAACACCUACCAGACCAGUGGUCACUCAGAAGCUGACAUUUGGUUCACACGGCAAUUCUGCUUUCCAGCCAAUCACAGCUAGCUGCAAAAUCGUUCCUCAAGGGCAGCUCUCUCCGAGCCCAACAGACUCUCCUGGGAAAUCAUUCCAACCAAUCACAAUGAGCUGCAAAAUUGUCUCAGGUUCACCAAUCUCUACCCCAUGUCACUCUCCUUUGCCUCGUACUCCGACUUCCACUCCUGUCCAUAUGAAACAAGGAUCCUCCAUCUCUGUCAUAAGUAACCCCUACAUUAUAGUAGACAAGCCUGGACAAGUGAUUGGAAUGGCAACAUCAAACACAGGGAGCCCCACAGCCAAACAGUCGGGGAUUGCCCAGCUUUCGCAAGGCACAAGGUCCCCGAUUCCAAAGAUCCAUGGCAGCAGUUUCAUAGCAACAGCUGUGAAGCAAGAAGAUGCUCUGUUUGCAGCCAUGCCACCUCUGUGUCCUAUUGGAAGUCAUGCAAAGGUGCAGAGCCCUAAACCAGUGACUGGAGGAUUGGGUGCCUUCACCAAGGUCAUCAUCAAACAAGAACCUAGUGAAGCAGCCCCACAGCAGACAGGGGUCACAUCUGUGAACGCUCAGCAGGCAGUGCAACAGUUUGUUACCAUGAAAGGUGGGCAGAUGAUUGCUGUCUCCCCCCAGAAGCAGGCCAGCGCGACAGGAGCAACGACACCAACCAAGGUGGUUGGGAUCCCAGUGGGUUCUACCUUGCAGCCACUGGUGAAGCAGUCAGUGGCGUUGAGUAGCGGACAGAUAAUUGUAGCCAAGCCUGGCUCUGGAGUGGCCAGAUCAGCUGGACAGAAACAGAUGUUGGCUCAGGGGGUGGCAAAGGCUGUGGUUAGUGGGACCAGUGGAACUAUGGUUGGUCAGCCAGCACAGGCAAUUACCAAGGCCCAAGGUUCAUCUGCCAUCCAGAAAUCGGGAACUCAAGGCUCAGUUAUGGCUACGUUGCAGCUUCCAGCCACUAACCUGGCAAACUUGGCCAACUUGCCACCAGGCACCAAACUCUACCUGACCACCAAUAGCAAGAAUCCUUCCGGCAAAGGCAAACUGCUCCUGAUACCCCAGGGGGCUAUUCUGAGGGCUGCCAAUCCAGCAAGUCAACAGGUGCAGGGCACAUCCACCAGUACAGGUGCUGGGACUCAGGGUGCUGUUGUUGGUAGCUUGCCUCAGCAACUAUGUUAUACGUCAUACAUCCUCAAGCAGACGCCACAGGGUACUUUUUUAGUUGGUCAGCCAGUGCCUCAGGCCUCUGUGAAGCAAAGUGCUGCUGGUUCCAUUGUCCCCAGUGUAUCAUUACAGGGGUCAUCAUCCACAGCCACACCACAGCAGCCAGUCCGAGUGUCUGCAAGCCAGAAAGCAGUCCUCACACAGGUUGUCCCGGGUGGUCAGGUACCGUCUGUGCAUUCAGUCGCAGCUCAUUCUCAGUCAUUCGAUGGAGCAGCCAAGUCGCUGUCAGCAGCUUCUCCUCUGUCACAGCCUGGGACCACCACCCUCCGAGUGUCUGGUGGUGUCAUUACAGCAGCUAACACUCCAAUGUCAGUCACAGGAACAGUGGGACCUGCCCCUUCAACAACUGUGCAGCUGGAACUGAACAGCCCAACUUCAGUCUCCAUCCCUCUAGUGAAAGCCUCUGGUCAUCAGCAGCCACUCCUCAUGACACAGGGACAACUUACACCUGGAAUGCUGACCCGCACCAUCACUGUUGGUUCCCAGGGAGGGCAUGUGAUGAGUUUGCAACCCAGCACUUCAGCAAGCAGCAAGAUGACCAGUUCUGUGGCGUCCAGUGCUGUGACCUCUCUGGUGACCAGCGUUUCUGCUGGGACAAACACCAUGGCUGGAAAAGCUGCAACUACAGUUUCUGGAAUGCUGAAAAUCCAGUCGAAUCAGUCCUCAUCCAGCACCCAGCAGGCUAUGCUGACCAUCCCCGCACACCAGCUGAAACAGCUGGGAGUCAAUACACCUGUGGGAGGCGUCCAGACCCUUCUUGUACCAGUACAAGCUGUCACCAAAGUGAAGACAGAGCCUGAUGCUACAGGACCUUGUUUCAGCCCUGCACUUCCUGCACUAAAUACCGUAAAGGUUGAACAUGGAGGAUUGGAAGGGACUUCUGACAUUAUAGACCUUGAAUACAUUGAGAAUGAACACCAGCUGCUGACAGCCAUCCUAAAGAAAGUGCCACUACUGGUGCCAGAGAAGACAGAGGAUUCCCAUCCGUUCACCGCUACGUCUCUGGAGCAGUAUUACAGUUGGAAUAUUGGGAAGCGGAGAGCAUCGGAGUGGCAGCGAGCAGUUGUUGUGAGGAAGAUGCUGCAAGAGGUGGUAGAGACAUGUCCAAGGUUCAGUAGCAUUGAGGUGAUGAAAACCAAGCAGAUUAUGUGGUGGUGCAGGCAGCGAGCUUACACGCCCCCUGACCCCGAGACCACCAUGUCCGAAGAGAAUUCAAUAGAAGACAUUCUAACUCAGAUCGACAAUGAACCAGAGUUCCCGUGCUCGUACAGCAGUGCUGAUGAGCUGUGCCACAGGUUGACGGAGGUGGAGAACAUUCUGAAAACUGAGCCCGAGAGUGAGGAGGAGUUGGACAUUGUGGGUGUGAUGGAGCUGACAAAAGUCAAAGUCAAGAAGGAGCAGGAAGAGGAGGAUGAAGAGGUCAAAUUCUACAUGGGCAUGAUGCCAGCAAUGGAGUUUGCCAGAGACACUGCACAGCAGAUUGGCAUUCAUUUUGAGCCUCUGGAGGUGGAGAAGAAUAUGCAGGUGCCGGUGAUUGAAGAUAUGAUUGUAAAGGCUACUGAACAGUUCAUAAGUGAGAUUCUUCGAGAGUCUUUGGGCAUUGCAUACCAGGGAACUCCCCAGAACAGAACACCCAAAGAGCUGAGUGUAACAAACAUUCACCAGGCCAUCUGCAAUAUUCCAGGUUGCGACUUCCUCACAAACAAGUACAUGGGUAUCCUGAUGGAACAGCAGCCUUUGGAACAGGAACGCUGACACUUAUCCCCCAUCCCUGCUCUGAACCAGAGACUUGGGAGCUUGUCAGCACCUGUCACUCUCAUACACCAGUAUGUUUGUGGUGUGUGUCACUCCCACAGCAAAUUAUACAGAAUGACUUUUUAAUAUCGAGUACUGUAGUGGCCAUUGUUGUAACUUGUUGCUAACACUAUGGGCUGAAAGCUCCAGAUUGUAACCGGAUUGUGAAGGAGUUUGCUGUACUCACAGUGAUUAGCCAGCUGGACACAAAGAUUCUCUUACUGCAACACAGUUUUCAUGUUUUCACUUUGUUGACCAGUGGGAGAGGAAAUGAUGGCAGCCACCUGAUUACAAUGUUAAUGGCAAGUUUUACAUAAUGACCAUCAAGAAUACAAACCCAACAACUGAACCAAGAUUGAAGAACAUGGAAGAGUGCAGCUGAAUUAAUAAAGCAGCUGAUUAAAUAAAGUUCUAUUAAAAUGAA
Molecule: messenger RNA, 5280 nt
Organism: Callorhinchus milii (elephant shark)
Lineage: Eukaryota; Metazoa; Chordata; Chondrichthyes; Chimaeriformes; Callorhinchidae
Gene: yeats2
Product: YEATS domain containing 2
Exons: 31
Coding region: 468-4817 (1449 amino acids)
Biological process (GO): regulation of transcription by RNA polymerase II; chromatin remodeling
Cellular component (GO): NuA4 histone acetyltransferase complex
Molecular function (GO): histone binding
Source: RefSeq, a predicted model, not a curated record